Messenger RNA from Momordica charantia (bitter melon), 891 nucleotides. RefSeq names its product Pyridoxamine 5'-phosphate oxidase family protein. Gene Ontology annotation, biological process: pyridoxine biosynthetic process. The record is from RefSeq and is a predicted model, not a curated record. Lineage: Eukaryota; Viridiplantae; Streptophyta; Magnoliopsida; Cucurbitales; Cucurbitaceae. Gene Ontology annotation, molecular function: FMN binding; pyridoxamine phosphate oxidase activity.
UUCGUUCCUGAAAGUACUAUUUCUCAGUGAUGCACCGAACGGAAAUGGGAAAUUGAAACCAUUAGGCAAAUUAGCGAGCGGACAAUUGGGAGAUGGGAUCGGCAGCAGCGCCAUGGAAGUCCCUUCUUCUCACUGCUUUGGAAUCUAAUGGCCACAUCAAGCAUUCCCAAUUCUUGCAGCUCGCAACGGUAGGAGCGAAUGGAAGGCCCUCCAAUCGCACAGUUGUUUUCAGAGGAUUCCAAGAGGGCAGCGAUAAUAUCCAAAUCAACACGGAUUCUAGAAGUCGCAAGGUUGAAGAGCUUAAGAAUUGUCCAUUUGCUGAGAUAUGCUGGUAUUUCACCGAAUCAUGGGAGCAAUUUCGGAUCAGUGGGAGAGUUGAGGUUGUUGAUUCAUUGUAUCCUGAUGCUAUAAAACUUCAGCAAAGAGAGAAAGCAUGGUCCUCUAUUCCUUCAAAGACAAGAAUGCAGUAUUUGGGACCUAAUCCAGGCCUUCCCUAUCUUACUGGACAACCAGCCAAGGAAAAUCUUCAAGAUUCUUCUUCGGGUCCUGUUGAUUCAUACUGUUUGCUUGUUUUCAAUCCUGAUCAGGUUGAUUAUGUGAAUUUGAAGAGCGAAAAAAGGUUUUUGUAUAAAGCGAGUUCGAGUUCAAGAGGGGAGAAGCUGUGGAGUACUGAGAGGAUAAACCCUUAGCCACCGACAACGAGCUGCUAUCCUAAAGCCAACUGAUGCAAAUUGUUGUGUUGGUUACAAGUGUUCUAAAUAACUUGAAACUCUUUCAGGACUACUGAAUACUUUCUUGAAUAUACUUUCUUGUGUUGCACAUUCUCUGUUCUAAAGAAAUCAUUCAAUAAUAGUUUCCAGGCUAAGAAAUUUCAUAGCUUUAUGAUCUCAA